CUAAUCUACUGUUAAACCAACUGUGACCAACUUUCAAGAGUUCCUGUUGUAAACACAAUACCGUUACUAGUUUGAUGUUUCUAUAAUCGUAAUCUAAGCAAUUAUGGUUCGGCCAACUCGACCAAGUCAACGAAGCAACGCAUUCCGACUAUGGCUGCUUCCAAAUGCAUCUUCACUCCACGAGUUUGGAAAGCGACACUUUCAAGGUGUAUUCACCGAGCCGCAAGUGUUCUGAACACAGCGAAGGGAACUUUGUCAAGACCCGGAGCCCAACACUGUCCCCCCAUGGAGGAGAGCGGAGGAGCAGGAGGAGAGGUGGAGGAGAAGCAGGUGUUGGUGGAGGAGAGGGGUGUCUCUCCUGGAGGUUCCCCAGGGACGGAGGAGGGUUCCCCAGCCGUGGUCCGGCCCCGUGACCCCCCCACCUCCACCCUGCAGGACUCAGGGCCUCGGAAGAGCAGCUCCUCCCGCUCCUCCAGGAAGAGCUUCCGUCUGGACUACCGGUUGGAGGAGGAGGUGACUGGGUCGAGCCGGGACAAACAUGGCCGCUUCACUAACCCCUGGUCCACGUGGAAGUUCCCGUCCUGGUCCACCCUGCUGCGCUUCUUCCUGCUGGAGAAGGAUCACAGCAAUGUACCCAGCUCUAAAGAGGUCUUAGACAAAGAGCUCCCAGUAGUGGAGCCUUGGUUCCUCCGUGUCCCUGAGGCAGCAGACGGAGCCGUGGGGUCUGGUCUCAGGGUGACCUGGCUGGGCCACGCAUCAGUCCUGGUAGAGAUGGACGGCCUGGUCAUCCUCACUGACCCCAUCUUCAGCCAGAGGGCAUCUCCCUUCCAGUUCAUGGGCCCCAAGAGGUACCGGGAUCCCCCUUGUACGGUUGAUCAACUCCCCCGGAUCGACGCGGUUGUCAUCAGCCACUCCCACUACGACCAUCUGGACGCGGGCACCGUGACCCAGUUGAACGAGCGGUUCGGUGGGGAUCUCCGAUGGUUUGUGCCGUUGGGACUCAUGGACUGGAUGCAGAAGAGCGGGUGUGAGAAUGUGAUAGAGUUAGACUGGUGGGAGGAGAACUGUGUGCCAGGUCACGACGAGGUCACGUUUGUGUGUACGCCGGCGCAGCACUGGUGCAAGCGCACCCCCACGGACGAUAACCAGGUGCUGUGGGGGAGCUGGUCUGUGCUGGGGCCCUGCAACCGCUUCUUCUUUGCUGGAGACACCGGCUACUGCUCGUCCUUCCAGGAGAUUGGGAGGCGCGUUUUGGCGGUCCGUUCAGGUAUGAACUAG
This is a messenger RNA of Oncorhynchus masou masou (cherry salmon), 1278 nucleotides long. RefSeq names its product N-acyl-phosphatidylethanolamine-hydrolyzing phospholipase D-like. Gene Ontology annotation, biological process: N-acylphosphatidylethanolamine metabolic process; N-acylethanolamine metabolic process. The coding region runs from base 151 to 1278 and encodes 375 amino acids. The record is from RefSeq and is a predicted model, not a curated record. Lineage: Eukaryota; Metazoa; Chordata; Actinopteri; Salmoniformes; Salmonidae. Gene Ontology annotation, molecular function: N-acylphosphatidylethanolamine-specific phospholipase D activity. The transcript is spliced from 4 exons. Gene Ontology annotation, cellular component: cytoplasm; membrane-bounded organelle.